AUGCAGGAGGCCCUGGGGAUGUCCGCCCCGUGGCCCGUUGCCCGCGGGCUCCUCGCGCUGGCCGUGCCGGUGUUCCCGGCUGGCUCGCAGGUCCCCUUCGGGCCGGUGCCCCUGCUGGACGUGCUGCUGUCCCUGGCGGUCGCGACCGUCCUGUGCUCGGCGGCGGGCCACCACCUGACCCGGAGCGGGCUGCUUCUGUCGCUGCGGGGGCUGCUGCCGCACCACGCGGAGCUGAGGGACGAGGCGGUCGAGGAGGAGGCGCACCUGGCAGCUGUUCGCGAGCCGCUCGGGGACGAUGCCUCGGCGGACGGCACCGGUGGCGGCAAGGCGAGGCCCGCCGGCCCGCGGAAGCGGACGGUCGCCGAGCUGCUGUUCAUCGUCGUGCACAACGCCGCGGUCGCAAUGCUGUCCCCGGAUGGGCAACGCGCGGCGCCGCGCGACGCGGCGGCGCGGCCGCUUGUGGAGGCUCGAGCCCGAGACCCUCGUCCACCACAUCGCCUCCCCUGCCAAUAUGCAUAUUGUGUGCCACGCAGACCAGGGUGGAUUUUCGGGUCCUCUGCCACCUGA
This is a messenger RNA of Prorocentrum cordatum, 567 nucleotides long. The record is from the annotation of a GenBank genome assembly. NCBI's taxonomy places the organism in Eukaryota, Dinophyceae, Prorocentrales, Prorocentraceae.